AUGUCUAAAAUUCUUGAUCAUGAAGUAAAGGAGAAGCAUCAGAUUAGUUUAAAUGUUGCUUUAGAUUUAAUUUCUUUUAUAAUCAAUGAAUGGUAUGAAUCAGAAACCAUUAAUAUGAAGCAACUUAUUAAUCUUGAUUCAUAUAACAUUCAAACAGAUAUAGAAAAUUCUAGGACUACGAUGUCUUUUAGAAAUGCAGUAAAUUUAUUGAGGGAAUUUGAUAAUAAUGACUAUUUAUCAAAUUCAAAUCUAGCUUCAAAAUAUUUGACACUAGCUAAAACUUCUGAUGCAACUAUAUUUCCUUUUUCUGCCACGUUAAUUUCUUUAUUUUGCCUGACACACAAUCAUUUGACUGCCGAUGAUUUGAUUAAGAGAACAAUUUCAAAUGAAUCUAAUUAUGAAAGUCUUUUUCGUAACACAUUAUAUUUGUGUUAUGGUACAUUUUUAGAAUGUAAAUGGUUUUUGAAUAAUGAUGACAAGAUUUUGUUACUUGAUGAUUCAAAUCUUACAAACAAAGCAAUAUUUUUUUCAAGACUUUUCCAAAUAGAAUCAUGUAGUAAAGAAGAUGCAAAUAAAUUACUUGAAGUAUCAACAAAGUCAUUUUUAAAUAAUAAACUUGAAAAAAAAUGCUUAUUUGAAUAUUUACUAGGAAAGGUAGAAUUGAAAGAUGUCUUAAAAGUUCAGUCAAAAGAUGUCAUAUCAGCUUUAGUUCCUAUAUUGUGCAGGAGAAGUUUUGAUUUACCAUCUUCAGAAAUUAAUAGUGUAGUGGCAUCCCUUAAAAACCUUUACUCAAGUAAUCCAGAUCAUCCAUAUUUGUUGUUUUGUAUUGGAAUGAUUAUUAAAAAUAAACAUCCACGAGAGGCAUGGGGUUGUUUAUCUUCAAUAUUUCCCAAAUUAUUCUUUAAUUUUACUUUGACAAAAACGAUGGUUGAGUUGUCGGAACGAUUGGUUAUACCAAUAAAACAAUUAGCUAAUGUUAUGGAUUGUUAUUAUAAGUAUGGACCUAUUGAUCAUAAUUUUAUAGUAAAAUAUUGUAAAUUACUAGCUUGUGAAAAACAAUUUGAAAAAUUAGAAGAUUGUUUAAGUAAAUAUUUUAAAUCUUACAAAAAUUAUGUCGAAAUCCAGAAUAUAAUAUCAUUAAAAGAAUACCAACAACUACAAUUGUUGUGGGUAAUUAGUUAUAAAAAUUUAGGAUUUUGUAAAAAAGCUAUACAAAUUAUAGAUCAAAUUCACAUCAAAAAUUUGGAUCUCUCAGAAGAGUGGAUCAUUUUGAAAUUGUCAUGUUAUUUGCAUGAUAAUAAAUUUUUGGAAACCAUAAAGUACUACGAAGAAGGGAAAUUUACUUCCAAAUCAUCAGAUAAAAUCCAUGGACUUGCUUUAUAUGCUUAUUUACAAUUGCUAGUUGUAACACCACCAUUUUCAAAGCAAAAAAUUCUUUGCCUAAAAGGGAUUUAUGAAAUAUUAUACAAUCUUUCAAUAACAUUUAAAAGUUCCUAUCAAUUACUUGUUUCAUCAGCCAGACAUUACUUCUUUUUGGAACUUGGAUUUAUGAAUAAAAAGCUAGUUAAAGAAAUAGCAUUACCAUUAUAUAAUGAUUUCAAAGAUAAUUUACAACAUUAUUUUAUUAAUCUGGCAUUCAAUGAAACAUUAUCUAUAGUUAAAUCAAGUUCAGAAGAUGGAAAGGUUAUCAGUGUAGAACAUUUAAAAGAAAUUGUUAGAUGCCUAUUAAUAAUGUAUAAUCAAGAAAAAAAAGAAUUGUAUUUAGAAAUAUCUUUAGAAUGUCUAACAGCAAUGGAGAAAAAAGCAGAUGAAUCUUUCUUGUAUGAAAUUCUUCUCACAAAAUCAAUUGUACUACUAUUUUCCAAACAAUUUAAUAAAUCAAAAGAAGUUUUAAGAUGUUUAAUUGAAAAAAAUUUAAAAGUUAUAAAACCUUGGCUUCUUCUUUUUAUUAUAGAAAUACUUUGUGGUGAAAUUGAUAGUGAAAGUAUUGUAACAUUAGUUGAAACAUGUAUAAAAAUGAAUAAUGAUGAUCCAAUGGUUCCAAUUAUGGUUGUUAUCAUUGCUCUCAACAAUUCCCAAUCAAGUCAUAAUUUUGAAUGUGAAUCAUGGGAAUACCUAUUUAGACAGGUCCUUCAAAGUUCAAUAAGAGGGGAAACCUUAACAAUGAUUGAACUUUUUUCAUUAUUUAGAUUAAUAAAACCUAAUCAAUAUAAUGAUAAUGGUAGUGACAAUGAAAUGGAAGAUUUUUGGUAUGCAUUUAAAAAUUAUAUGUUAAAAAAAUAUAUUAAUUAUAACAAUUUGAAAGAUGAAGAAGUAGGAGAUUUCCUAAGAGCUUUUGCUGCUUUUCAAAUUAAUGAUGUCAAUUAUAGUGAUGAAAUAUUUAAAAAUAUGUUAGAAAGUGAUAAUAAAUUAUUUAAAACAAUACAAACUUUCACAUCAGGAGUAGUAAAAUUACAAUGUGGUGGUACAAAAAAUGAUAUAUUAGGUGAAUUAAAAAAAGCACCAUUAUUAGAAAAUGCAGAAGAAUUUUUAAAUAAUUUAGAUGUUAUUGAUAAUAAUCCAUCUACAAAUAUAGGAAUACUUUUAAAAGGAAUUAAAGAAAAUGACAUAGAAAUGUUUAAAUCUGUAUUUAAACCUAGAUACGUAUCAUUAAUUUUAUCAUACAUUUAUGCAAAUAAAUUGGAAGUAAAUAAAGAAAUAUUUGAAGCUAUGAAAAGUUAUCCAACAAAUAUUUUAACACAAUGUAAUCCAUAUGAUAACUUGGAUGUUAAAGGAAUGAUUGAUAUAGAUGGAGGAUGUAUAGAUACAAAAGAUAAUUUGACAACAGAGAGUGAAGGUGAUAAAGUAUUACUAGAAAAAAGUUUAUAUCUUAAGCUAAUGUAUUUGAGAGAACAAUAUGAAAUUGAUUAA
Molecule: messenger RNA, 2910 nt
Organism: Strongyloides ratti
Lineage: Eukaryota; Metazoa; Nematoda; Chromadorea; Rhabditida; Strongyloididae
Exons: 1
Coding region: 1-2910 (969 amino acids)
Source: RefSeq, a predicted model, not a curated record